Messenger RNA from Vigna angularis (adzuki bean), 1148 nucleotides. RefSeq lists its product as uncharacterized. The transcript has a single exon. NCBI's taxonomy places the organism in Eukaryota, Viridiplantae, Streptophyta, Magnoliopsida, Fabales, Fabaceae. The record is from RefSeq and is a predicted model, not a curated record. Bases 611 to 916 code for a protein of 101 amino acids.
AUAAAAGUGAUCAGAUUAUAAUUUAACUUGAAAAAGAAAAAAAUUUUUAGAACAGAAGAAUUAAGAGGAAGACAGCAAAUUGGCAGACCCCAUGUCCAAAAAGCACACAACCAAGACAACGAAAGAGCAACCUUCUUUCCUCUGGCCAAGGCACAAAAGGUGGAGAGUCAAGAGCAACUUUUGCUACAAAUUGAAAAGUGAAAUUUCAAUUUUGUCAAUACAGCAAUUGUGGAAGAACUCAAGGGGACAAAUUGCAGAAACCAAAUUCGUACAUAUCAUGAUCAGUAAUUGUAUAUAUAAGUAUAGUGUGCAUAAGAAGCAAGCUAUUAUAUAGUUGGAGAAGUCAAAAGGAUAAAGUGAGAUUUGAUUGCAGAGGUUGAGGUAAUUUGAUGUUUUUGUUCACUUUAUAAAGUUUCAAUAAUCAUGGGACUUGAUGCUUUUGAUAAAGCAUGUUGUUGUCACAAAUUUAAAAUUAAAUUUAGGAUGAUGGCCACAACUAUCUACAUCUGGAAGUCUCAUUGAUGAAUGCAUCAAUUUCAAAAGCAGUAAAUUCAAUGCACUAUAUAUGAAAGCAUUGUCACUGCCAUAAAAAACCAUAUUUCUAGAAAGAAUGGGUGCUCCUACUCCAGUUGCUGUAGGAACAAGAGGCACAAUUGGAUCCCUUGUGAGGAAGGAAAUUGAGUACUUCUCCAAAUUUGAGAUAGGAAACUCACAGAGACCUCAACCUCAUUAUGUUUGCAGACCUAGUUUUUGGGUGUUUCUGAUGACAGGAAAGAGAAGGAAGAGAAGAGAUAACAGUGUGUUUCUCCCAAAAAUGUGUUCUGUUACACAAGUGGUGAAGAGCAGUGAAUGGAACAGAGUUCCUGGUUAUGGCUACAGGAUCCUCAAGGAUGACAUCAAUAACAUUCAUCUCUGACUGAAUUUCAAUCUACUUUCUUCAAUUACUCUCCUCUUGUAUCUUGAAUUUCAAAAGUUAAUGUUAUUUUCACUUUCUGUUGCCAAAUAUUAGGCAAAGUUAUGAAGUUCUUGAGUGUGAAAAAAUAUAGAAAUGCAAAUGGAGAUUGGAAGUGUGAGUAGCAGCAGCUGCAAAUCAGUUCUUGAUCUCUGUAUAAAUCAAAUUCAAUUUAACAUUAUUGUCUGCUUCUUCA